This is a messenger RNA of Branchiostoma belcheri (Belcher's lancelet), 1879 nucleotides long. RefSeq lists its product as uncharacterized. Gene Ontology annotation, cellular component: membrane. The coding region runs from base 123 to 1637 and encodes 504 amino acids. Lineage: Eukaryota; Metazoa; Chordata; Leptocardii; Amphioxiformes; Branchiostomatidae. The record is from RefSeq and is a predicted model, not a curated record. The transcript is spliced from 12 exons. Gene Ontology annotation, molecular function: wide pore channel activity.
CAUGCAAAUUGUGGUGCAUAAAAAGACUGGAAGACGAAGGAACAUUCAGAAAACGGCAGGUCUUUGACUGCAGUAGCGGAACAACAUUUGAGCUCCUAUAUCAAGAGGCCAGUUGAAGCAGCAUGGUCGUUUGCGGGUGUGCAGUUGUGUCCGUACUUCUGGUGGCCUUGUGCCAGGGUGCACCAACCGACGUCGCACAAAAAGAAACUCCAGAUGAUAUUUUCAAGUUCCGUCCUGGUGCGUUAGAGAUGUACGACAGCGGGAAAGGGAACAUCUACGACUAUAUGGACAUCAUGCUGGCACCAGAAGUCGACUCAGAGACAAUGCCCAACUCAACUAAAGUCUCGGAUGGAAGUGUUUCUCGCGAGAAGAGGGUGGCUAUUCUCGCGACUCUGGCCGCCGUGGCGCCGAUCGCCAGCGCAGUGUUCGGGGCGGGAAGUUUCAUCUACGGGGUCGUCAACGGGCAACAGAGGCUGGAUGAACUCAGGGAAAUCAACCGGAAGUUGGACCGCCUGGACAGGAAACUUGACCAGCUGCAACAGCAGCUUGGGGACGUGCAGUUCGGCCAGCAGUGGCUGGAGGGCGCUGUUCUGUACGGCCGGGAUAUCCAGAGACUGAACUACUUCAUCAACUUCCUUGACAACAACCUGAACCUGGGCAACAAUGGGCAGCUGCUCCCCGCCAACCAGGCCCAGAACUGGGCAAACGCCGUGCUCCACUUGGGCUCUGAUGGCGUCGGACAGGCACUCCUCAACCUUCACGACAUGGUGAUGGGCACUUCGGGAAUCUUCGGAAGAAACUCGCUCUUCGUGUUGUACGAGAGUCGCCUCGACCAGGACUCCGACGACUACUGGCCCAAGGUCCGACAGUUCCUGGAGUUCUCGUUCUCCAUCCAGACGGCCGGGUACGCCUCCUGGGCCACUGCUCUCAACCUCAAGGGACGGCGGGGUGAAGUUGCUGCUGUCGUCGCCAGGGGGCGCAACAGGCUGAAUUCUCAACGACAGUUCCUCCAACGGUUUACCAAACAGUGGCCGACGGGUACCUACGGUCUCCCCCGGACGAAUACAGGCUGCCCCGUAGCUGCAGGCGCUAGGUGGCGCACCGGCGUCCGUAAGCAUGACACCGAGGACGACGACUCCAGCAACCAAUGGACAUCCGGCAUACAUUUUGAUGGUGGAUUCAGAAGAAACAACAUGGAACAGAAAUUCUGCAUGAAGACUACCUCAGGAGACGGAGAUGGCAACUGGCCGCGCGGGAGUUACUGUAUCUUCAAGAAGGGCGGAUGUCCAGGAGGUUUCCAAUCAGGUGAGAUCUACUGGGACGAUGAAGAUGACGACAACGGAAACAGUCGCAGUGGCGAGGUGCCUGACGGGAAUUACAACAGGAACACCCUGAUCAGAUACUGCUGCCGUAACGACGGGAGCGCCAACAGACACAUCUCUCUACCCAACCGCAGUCCCUUCUACCUCUUCCGCUACAGACAGGGCUGCCAGAAGGUCGCUGGAAUGAAUGUCCGAGAGGAGUUCUUCCGUUGGGAUGAUGAAGAUGACGAUAACCAGAACCGCCGCCAGGGGGCGCAUCCGUACGACGACGGCGGAACCAACAACCAUAGACUUCACUACUGUUACUAUUCGUAAUGGUACUGAGCGACAAGCUUUACUCAUUUAAAUUGUUGCAUACAUAAAUGUAUCAUCGUGUGUACAGUCAGUAAUCUCAGAUGUUUCUAAGAAGCACUAGAAAAAGCAAAAUGAUUGGUAUUACUUUAAAAUUUGUCCCUGAGUCUUACUCGUACUGAAGAUCUUUUUAUUUGAGAUUUGUGAAGUUUUAUCUCCUUUAAUUUCAUGGAAGAGAACGAAAUAAAGAACGUUAUGCGUAUAAA